Molecule: messenger RNA, 1884 nt
Organism: Naegleria lovaniensis
Lineage: Eukaryota; Heterolobosea; Eutetramitea; Acrasida; Naegleriidae
Exons: 4
Coding region: 1-1884 (627 amino acids)
Biological process (GO): transmembrane transport
Cellular component (GO): membrane
Molecular function (GO): ABC-type oligopeptide transporter activity; ATP binding; ATP hydrolysis activity
Source: RefSeq, a predicted model, not a curated record
AUGCUUGAAAUCCAACAACCUAAAGAAACACCCAAUAACGAUCGUGUGGUCGAUAAGAGUAGUGAUCCAUCUGCACCCUCGUUCCACCAUUUGGAUUCACUAAAGGAACAAAUCAAAGAUCCAAGAGAACCCACCAUUCGUUAUCUUGACCAUUGGAAUAUAUUUAAAUCAUUUGGAUGGAGUUGGAUUUUAAUCUUGUUAGGAAUGUUAGGUUCAAUGGGAACUGGUGUGAUCACGUUGAUCUUUGAAUUCGUAUUUGGUGACUUGAUUAAUAUAUUCCAACCUGUGAAUGGAGUCAUGCCUACUCAAGAUGAAAUGAGAAAUGCCAUUUCCAUCAUUUCUUUGAAAUUCACAGGUGUUGCUAUUGGAGGAAUGGUUUCAAGUUUUAUGGCUCAGUUUUUUUUGAGUUGGGCCAGUGAACGAAUUGGUAUUUCAUUACGAAAGGAAUAUUUCAAUGCAUUGACACGUCAAGAAGUUGCUUUCUUUGAUAUCAAACAAACUGGAGCAUUGACCGUUGCCAUGAGUGAAGACAUUUCAAGGAUUCAAGAUGCAUGGACCAACAAGUUAUGUUCUGUCAUGCAACAUGUGACCACCAUUGUUGUUGGUUUGGUUCUUGCAUUUGUGAGUAGUCCUCAAAUGACAGGUGUGACCAUUUCCACUGCUCCAUUAAUGAUUGCCAUUGGUGGAAUUAUGGGAAAAUUCACUGAAAUGAUUAGUAAGAGAUCGGGAGAGAUCAUUGCCAAGAGUGCCUCCAAAGCAACAGAAGUGGUCUCAUCGUUUAAAACAGUGAAAAGUAUGGGAUGCGAAGAAAGAGAACAAGAACAAUUUGCAUUCAUUCUUAAAAAGCUUCAUUUAUAUGGCUUACUGAAAGCAUUUACACAGGGAGUGAGUAUGGGUUCUGAAAAUAUUAUCAUGUGGGGCACUACUGCUCUUGCAUUUUGGUAUGCAAUCUUCUCCAUUUCUCAAACAUUUAUCUUGUUACCUGACGUUUCCAAAGCCAUUAUCUCUCAAAGAACAUUGUUAUUAGUCAUUAAAAGACAACCGGCCAUUCCUUUUAAAGGAGGAAAGAGUUUGGGACAAGAAGUCGGAAAAAUAGAAUUCAAGAAUGUGAAAUUCUCUUAUCCUUCUCGACCCAAUGUCACUGUCCUCAAAGACUUUUCGUUGGACAUUCGAAUGGGUCAAUCGAUUGCUCUCGUUGGUCCUUCUGGUUCUGGAAAAUCAACCAUUGUUGGUUUGUUAGAAAGAUUUUAUGAUCCAGAGGAAGGAAGUGUUUUCAUUGAUGGUGUUGAUAUUAAGGAUAUCGAUCCUGCAUGGUUGCACAAAAAUGAACCCAUCUUAUUUGCAACAACUAUUCGUGAAAACAUUGCCUAUGCUGUUGGAAAUGAAAAUGUGUCAGAUGAACAAAUUGAACAAGCUGCAAAAGCUGCCAACUGUCACAAUUUCAUUAUGGAUCUUCCCAACGGAUACCAUACCUUACUUGGUGAAAAAGGAAUUUCACUUUCAGGAGGACAAAAACAACGAGUUGCCAUUGCCAGAGCUCUCUUACAAAAUCCAAAGAUUUUAUUGUUAGAUGAAGCCACUUCUGCAUUGGAUUCUGAAUCUGAAGCUUUGGUUCAAGCAGCUUUGGAAACAUUAAUGAAAGGAAGAACUUCUGUUUCAAUUGCUCAUCGAUUGUCGACCAUUCAAAAUUGUGAUGUGAUUUAUGUGUUAGUGAAAGGUGAAAUUAAGGAAAAGGGAACACAUGCUGAGCUCAUUGCAACGGACGAUGGAAUUUAUAGAAAAUUGGCAGAAAAACAAACCGUAUUAGGUGACAGUUCUUAUCAUUCUCAUCAUCAAGAUCCUCAAGAAUCUUCUUUGGAUCUUGAAAAAACUAUCAAGAUUUAA